GAGAGGAUCCGCCGUGCGGAGACAUCAGUGGGCAUCGGCACCGUCCGGAUAGGAAACCCGAUUCAACUCCAGCGACACAAAGACUGCUACUUUCUUUGUCAUGCUGCAGCCCCGCUUGCGAGCAACAAUACCAGUAAAUAAUCAGCCGAAAUGAUUCCGUACAUGGUGCUUCAUUAGUGUCAUUAUUGUUAUUCUUGUUAUUGCAUGGCGAAAGGAGCGGAGAGAUGGCUUGGCACAGCUGACCGUGCGGCGAUUGUGCGGAGUUGGCAAUUAUAAAUGGUUUUGUCGAAGAUCUGAUGUUUGGCAGUAAUUUGAAGAAACGCGCAGAUGAAGAAAAGCGUCUAGUCUUCUUAGGUUUAGAGUAAGCAGCUUCCUGAUCUGUGCCCGGUUCUCCAGGGGUGCAGAUUGAAAGCCUCGGUAUUUCUCAUAAACAGGAGCAAAAAAGCGAAACCGUGCAGUAUAUAGAUAAUGGUGUGGCAGAGUGCUCUGGGCUGAUCAUGCUUUAAUCCACCAUGACCUGCAACCUCCGAGUUGUUCUUCACCAUCCAGUUUAUCCAUAGUCUGCGUGGAAGGCAGCAUCACACCAUCACCGCGGACGGCUCAAGGCGGAUAUCCGAAAGGACAUAUCGCCGAAACCAAAGAGCUGAUGUCAGGCUUUUAACGCGUCUGUCUCUCGUCCCCGGCUCGCUCCCUCCAUGGGCACCGCGCCACGCAUUUGAAUGACCUUCCCGGUCUCAUGGCUGUGGCACGGAGAAUAAAAACUUUGCUGACCGUCAACAUCUUCGUCUUCGUGGGGAUCAUAUUGUUCUCGGUGUACUGCAGGAUCCAGGACCGCUCGGAGGAGCUGGUUCAGUUCGGAAGGAGCGCGGAGCAAAGACUUCGCGGCAGGAAUGGCAAAGUCACCAACCUGGUCGACAAGCAGGCUAUACUUCAAAGACUGGAGCACCUAGAAGAUGUGGUGUACAAUCAGUUAAACGGUCUCGCCAAACCGAUGGGACUGGUGGAGGGUCCUGGGGGGCUGGGACAGGGGGGCGUGGCCGCCAGCCUCCGUGACCACGCCCAUGAGGCGGAGGGCGGGAAGUAUGAGGAGUACGGGUACAACGCCCAGCUGAGCGACCGCAUCUCAUUGGACAGGGUCAUCCCAGACUACAGGCCCAAACGCUGCAAGCAGAUGGUCUACCCAGAUGCCCUUCCGCAGAUCUCCGUGGUGUUCAUCUUUGUGAAUGAGGCCCUCUCGGUCAUCUUGCGGUCGGUCCACAGUGUGGUCAACCGCACCCCUGCCCACCUGUUGAAGGAAAUCAUCCUGGUGGACGACAACAGUGACAGCGUGGAGCUCAAGCUGAACCUGGAUCAGUAUGUGAACAAGCGGUACCCAGGGCUGGUGAAGGUCGUGCGGAACGGCAAGCGAGAGGGGCUGAUCCGGGCCCGGAUCCUGGGCUGGCGGGCUGCCACUGCGCCGGUCGUUGGCUUCUUUGAUGCUCACGUGGAGUUCAACGUUGGCUGGGUGGAGCCAAUCCUGACCAGAGUGAAGGAGGAUCGCACACGCAUCAUCCUCCCUGCCAUUGACAACAUCAAAUACAACACCUUUGAGGUGCAGCAGUACGCCAACGCCGCGCAUGGCUACAGCUGGGGCCUCUGGUGCAUGUACAUCAGCCCUCCGCAGGCUUGGCUGGACAAGGGUGACGAGAGCGCCCCCAUCAGGACUCCAGCCAUGAUCGGCUGCUCCUUCGUGGUCGACAGAGAGUACUUUGAGGAGAUUGGGCUUCUUGACCCAGGCAUGGAGGUCUACGGAGGAGAGAACAUUGAGCUGGGAAUGAGGGUGUGGCAGUGUGGGGGCAGCAUGGAGGUGUUGCCUUGCGCCCGGGUGGCGCACAUCGAGCGUACCAAGAAGCCCUACAACAAUGACAUUGACUACUAUGCCAAGCGGAACGCCCUGCGGGCCGCGGAGGUCUGGAUGGAUGAGUUCAAGACCCACGUCUACAUGGCCUGGAACAUCCCCAUCAAUAGCCCCGGAGUCGAUUUCGGCGACGUGUCGGACCGGGCGGCCCUGCGGAAGAAGCUCCGCUGUCGGAGUUUCCGCUGGUAUCUGGAGCACGUCUAUCCUGAGAUGCGUAUCUACAAUGACACCAUCACCUACGGCGAGGUGCGUAACAGCAAGGCCAGUGGGUAUUGCCUGGACCAAGGGUCUGAAGAUGACAACAAGGCUAUCCUUUAUCCUUGCCAUGGCAUGUCCUCCCAGCUUGCCCGCUACUCCACCCAGGGUCUCCUGCAGCUGGGUCCUCUGGGAUCCACCACUUUCCUCCCGGACACCAAGUGCCUCGUGGAUGAGGGCCGCGGCCGGACGCCUUUGUUAAAGCGGUGUGACAACGUCACACGACCGUCCCAGAGGUUUUGGGACUUCACACAGAACGGGCCCAUCAUUAGCCGGGACACGGGCCGCUGCCUGGAAGUAGAGAUGUCCAAGGAAGCCAACUUCGGCCUGAGGUUGGUGGUCCAGAGAUGCUCGGGACAGAAGUGGACAAUACGGAACUGGAUUAGGCACCCCCGACACUAGAGGGCACCAAGGAGACAUCUUUGUGAGAUGAAGGGAGCCAGCUUGACCCCCCCCCCCAAUGCAGUGAUGCCCCUGGGGGCGUCCCCUUGCAUUUUGCAUUCUACACUGAACCUUGAACAAUUCAACCAGACCGGAGAGGUUCUUAAUGAAUCCAAGGACAACAGCGUCUCAGAUGCACAUUCCCUAAAAGGCCAUCCUCUGGAGAACCUGCUCUGUUCAGAAACUCAGGCAGCUUCUUCUGGACUAAAGACAGACCUCCGUGUUAUUUUCUGAGACCUUCGCCUACGUUGAGAGGUUUAUGAGUCUAUAGACUGUGAAUGCACAUCAGUUACGUGACUGUGUGAAUGGAUGCCAUGGCGCCCGAAUCUCUGAAUCCUUGCGAAGGGAAGCGAAACACCUUUGUCUACUUUCGUUUGAACUCAGACUCAUACGCAGCUGGUUUCUUUUAAUGUGCCUGUUGCCGUUUUGAUUUGUUUCAUCGGGCUUAGAACUCCGAACAACACAAGCAUGCCCUGGAAUUACUGAAGACAGUUUGAAAUUCUGACACAGUAGUGAUGCAUAAGUUGUCCAAAAUAGGCUGAAAUCUGAAAAAAAAAAAAACUGUGAUCGUCAAAAUAAAAUAUUUUUAGCCGAGCACCCUCCAUGUUACUAUAAGCAA
This is a messenger RNA of Brienomyrus brachyistius, 3212 nucleotides long. Its product is annotated as polypeptide N-acetylgalactosaminyltransferase 9-like. Bases 737 to 2554 code for a protein of 605 amino acids. NCBI's taxonomy places the organism in Eukaryota, Metazoa, Chordata, Actinopteri, Osteoglossiformes, Mormyridae. Gene Ontology annotation, cellular component: Golgi apparatus. The record is from RefSeq and is a predicted model, not a curated record. The transcript has 11 exons.